AGUCCGAGCCGCAGUAACUCCAACGGGCGAGGCGCAGCGGCACGGCGGGGUCCCCAGCCUUCCUGCAGUGCAGAGAUCCACUCAACUCAACUCAUGAACCCAUACUGGCAACUGACAACUUCAAGGAUACCGUGAAUGUGUUUAUUAGGAAACCAAAUAGGAAAAUCUACAGACAAACAUUUAAUUUGGUUGGAGUAUUUUUUGACAGAUUUAGGCUACUUACCCAUGUUUUUAGGGUUUCUAUGGACAGUCAUAUGACCACAGCAAAUGCCCACGAGCAAUAAUAUAAUGAGUACUUUUGACAUUUCUCUUUAACCCUCAAGAUGGAUUUACAAACCCUGAACGAGACCUCUGUGUUCUUGGAGUGUGUGGAAGCGCAAGGCGCAGCGUCAAAUGGAACGCCGAACUCCAGCCUGGAACUCACAAACAUCACCACCUGUGGAAACGCUUACGUGGUCCUCAAACCGAAACAUGUCAAACAGAAAGAGGUGGACUCGCUGCGUAUCCUGCUCUACUCGGUAAUCUUCCUCCUCAGUGUGUUUGGCAACCUGCUAAUCAUUGUGGUCCUGACGGUCAACAAGCGCAUGAGGACGGUCACCAACUCCUUCCUGCUGUCCCUGGCGGUCAGCGACCUGAUGAUGGCCAUCUUCUGCAUGCCCUUCACCCUCAUACCCAACCUCCUGGAGGACUUCAUCUUUGGGCCCACCAUGUGCAAGAUAGUGGCUUACCUCAUGGGUGUUUCCGUGAGUAUCUCCACCUUCAGCCUGGUUGCCAUAGCAAUUGAGCGCUACAGCGCCAUCUGCAACCCGCUAAAGUCACGGGCGUGGCAGACCCGUUCCCAUGCCUACCGGGUGAUUACUGCCACCUGGCUGCUGUCCUUCAUGAUCAUGAGUCCCUACCCGGUGUUCAGCCAUCUGGUCCAUGUCCCCCUGAAGGACAACAUCACCAUCGCACGCAUGUGUCGCCAUAUCUGGCCCCACAGGGAGGUGGAGCAGACCUGGAAUAUGAUGUUGCUGCUUACGCUCUUUGUUGUUCCGGGUGUGGUGAUGAUCGUAGCCUAUGGACUGAUCUCCAGAGAGCUGUACCGGGGAAUCCAGUUUGAGCUGGGUCAGAAGACAUCAUCCCCCAGUCUAAAGAAUGGCCUGACCGGCACCGUGUCUUGCGGCAGCGACGACGGCGAUGGUUGCUACGUCCAGGUCUCCAAGCGUCCACACUCCAUGGAGAUGUCCACUCUGACAUCAUCUACAGCGAGCACAUCCAAAGUGGAGCAUGCCCGCAGCAACUCCUCAGAGGCCAAGCUCCUAGCCAAGAAGCGUGUGAUCCGGAUGCUGGUGGUGAUCGUGGCUCUGUUCUUCCUGUGCUGGAUGCCACUAUACUGCGCCAACACCUGGAAGGCUUUCCACCCAGCCUCUGCCCGCCGUGCCCUCUCUGGUGCCCCCAUCUCCUUCAUCCACCUACUGUCCUACACCUCGGCCUGCGUUAACCCCAUCAUCUACUGCUUCAUGAACACUCGCUUCCGCAAGUCUCUGCUUGCCACCUUUGCCUGCUGCUGUCGCCCUCCCUGCCGACGCCAAGGGCUGCGGGAUGGAGAGGAGGACGCAAUGGCUUUGGGGGUGUCCAUGUCCAAGUUUAGUUACACCACAGUCAGCACUAUGGGGCGUGCUGAGGGAGGGACCACUGACUGACUGGGGGACAGGGGAGACCAGAGAGAUAUGUGGUUAUGUGAUCGGUUUAGUCAUUUCUAUAGGGGAAACCAUUAACCUGUGGUCAUUAAGUAUGGGGGAGAUUAGGUUUGGGCGGUAUCCAGAUUUUCAAACCUUCCUACCAUUCCUGUACCAUACCGGGAUACAAGUUAUUACCGGCAUUGCACACAAGGGGGGCUAUUUAUUUUCAAAAGCAAAAAACAACACCAACAAAACAUUUAAACAAUUCUUAUUUUUUUACUCACAAAACAAAUUUGGGCAGGAUCCAGGAGGGGAUUGACUUAUUUAACAUAUAGUUAUAAGCAGUGGCGUAGCAUUUAUAUAUUUACGGUAUUCGAAAUCAUACCGUCGGAAUUUCAAAAUUCCCCCGGUAUUACCGCCCAAGGCUAGGAGAGAUGCACCCACAGUCAAUAGGGAAGUCAACACAAGACCAUGACUGUAAUGCUAAUGUCAAGUCCAAUUGGCUCAGAGAUGUAUUAUCUAGUUAAACUAACCUACUGUAUGUUGAUGGGUAGAUCAAACCUGUAGGGAAAAUACUCAUGGCCUAUGGAGAAUGAAUACCCAACAUACCCAAAGGAAAAUGACAGUUAUACACUGUUCAAUAGUUGAAAAACUAAAGAAAAUAAUGGAAAUAUAAUAGCACUGUUUUUCAUUAGCAUUUUGUCCCAAGUGAUGGAAAACAAUGUUUCAUUUAAUGGUAUGUAGCCUAUGUAGUUAUUUCGUUAUCAUCUGGGACUCAUUAAAACAGCUUGCAUUCAUUUUUACUGUUGAACCCCUGAUAUAGGAUGGGAACUAACAUCAGGGUGGAAUUAAAGGGUUAUGUGUUGGUAGGGGGUGUAUUCCUGAAUGA
Oncorhynchus kisutch (coho salmon) is the source of this 2553-nucleotide messenger RNA. Its product is annotated as cholecystokinin receptor. Bases 324 to 1685 code for a protein of 453 amino acids. Gene Ontology annotation, cellular component: plasma membrane. NCBI's taxonomy places the organism in Eukaryota, Metazoa, Chordata, Actinopteri, Salmoniformes, Salmonidae. The record is from RefSeq and is a predicted model, not a curated record. Gene Ontology annotation, biological process: neuropeptide signaling pathway. The transcript is spliced from 5 exons. Gene Ontology annotation, molecular function: neuropeptide receptor activity; gastrin receptor activity.